Lactuca saligna is the source of this 1335-nucleotide messenger RNA. NCBI's taxonomy places the organism in Eukaryota, Viridiplantae, Streptophyta, Magnoliopsida, Asterales, Asteraceae. The record is from the annotation of a GenBank genome assembly.
AUGUUAUCUGGCGACACCGAGCCGGAAAAUAUGGAUGGUUCCGUGAAUUCCGAGACUGAUCUUCGGCAAAAUCAAUCUCCAAAGCAUGAAGGAAGUGAAAGAGCUGAAGAAAAGCAUUUAAAUUCAAAUUCUUCUUCAUCCGGGGAGUUUGACAGCGGCAGCGGUGGUUUAUGGAGCUUUGGUGAUCUGGUGAAGAAUUUAACAACCAGAUCGGAAUCAGUACUUGAGACAUACCGUCGCGAUCUGAAGGAAUUCGGUUCAGGGUUGAGGAAAGAAUCCGAUUUGUUCCGUGAAGUCGCGAGUCGAGCAGUGAAGGAGCUACCGUCUUCGAUCGAGGUCGGCACAUCGGCGAUCGAUGGAGUGUUGAAGUCGACUGCGGAUAUCAUCUCACAAGGUAAAGACGCUCUUCUUGAACCUUCCGAUGUUGAUGAUUCUGAUGUCUCGGAAGCAGGACAGAAUUACAGUGAUCGUAGUGGUUUAAAUUCGAAAGUGUACAGUCGUUUCGAUUCUCAACUUAAUGCGAUUCAAAGUGAUGCUCGAACUUAUUGCAAAGAUCCUGAGGAUUUAGAUGAUUAUAAUAAGUGGAAACUAGGGUUUGUGUUGAGCGACAGGGAAAGCGAGAUUGAGAAACUGAUGGGAGAUAAUGGAUCUGUAGAAGCAAUUUACAGGAAAGUUGUUCCGAAUGAGGUUGAUGAUGGAAGCUUUUGGUGUAGGUAUUUCUAUAGAGUUCAAAAGCUUAAACAGCAGGAGGACGUGAGAGCUAAUCUGGUAAGGAGAUCUCUAACAGUCGAUGAUGAAGAAGAUUUGAGUUGGGAUGUUGAUGAAGAAGAAGAGGAAGAAGCUGUAUUGCCUGAAAUUGAAAAGAAACAGAGUUCUAAUAAUGAAUCUAUAACUGUGAGUUCUAAUGUUGCUGAAUCAGUGCAAAAUCCAGAUGAAGAUGGUGUUGAUGAAUCUAAAAAUAAAAGUUCUGAUGUUGUCAAUGAGGAUGAGGAGAAGAAGACCAUUGUUGCUGAUGUUAGCAAAAACAGUGAGGAGCCAAAACAGAGUGGUGAACAUGUGUCUGAUGUGAAAGUUAGUCAAAAUCUUAAUGCUGGUAAAUAUGACGAUGUAACUGAGGAAGAUCUCGAGUGGGAUGAGAUUGGGGAUGUUGGAGACAACGAUGAAAAGGAAAUCUUGCAAGGCAACACCCCUAAGAAAGCUGAUGUGUUUAAGCAGUUGAAUAGUAAUAGUGGUGAAAACGAUGAGGACUUGAAUUGGGAUAUAGAAGACGAUGAUGAACCACCUGUGAAAGCCGGUAAUAUAAAACACUCUGGUGACAUGGAAAGGAAAGUCUAA